Messenger RNA from Penicillium concentricum, 1761 nucleotides. RefSeq names its product flavin-containing monooxygenase. The transcript is spliced from 7 exons. NCBI's taxonomy places the organism in Eukaryota, Fungi, Ascomycota, Eurotiomycetes, Eurotiales, Aspergillaceae. Bases 1 to 1761 code for a protein of 586 amino acids. The record is from RefSeq and is a predicted model, not a curated record.
AUGAGGCACUUUUCUGGGAUCUUCAAUAUCGGCUCCAAACCGGCUGCCCCAAAACCUAAUGAACUGCAUCAACCCACUAGCAUAAUUAACCAAUGCGCUGUGGAGGAUCGGUCUGUUGAUGAAACCCGCCGGCUGAGAGUUGUCAUCAUUGGUGCCGGUAUUUCGGGGAUUCUCGCAUGUAUUCGGUUCAGGCAGCGAAUCCCCAAUCUUGAUAUAUGCGUAUAUGAAAAGAAUGCAGAUAUUGGAGGGACCUGGUUUGAAAAUCGGUACCCAGGAUGCGCUUGUGAUAUUCCAGCUCAUACCUACCAAGCCACGUUCGAGCCUAACAAGGAGUGGUCGACGUUCUAUGCCAAGGCUCCAGAAAUUCACCAGUAUUGGAAGCAUGUUGCCGAGAAGUACGGAUGUAUGGAAUACAUCAAAUUGAGGCAGCAGAUAUCCGAAGCUGUCUGGGAUGAGGAGGAAUCGAAGUGGAAUCUGCAGAUUCAAGACUUGGAAACCUCGUCCAUUUAUAAAGAUCGAUGCGAUGUCGUAUUUCAGGCGACGGGAGCAUUGAAUAACUGGAAAUGGCCGAAUAUCCCUGGUCUUCAGGAAUUCAAGGGCAAGUUGAUGCACAGUGCUUCGUGGGACGAGAGUUAUGAUUACAAAGGGAACCGUGUUGCAGUCGUCGGUAAUGGGUCAAGUGGGAUCCAGAUUGUUCCCGCAUUGCUACCUGAUGUGCCACACAUCGACCAUUAUAUGCGCAGUCGGACCUGGAUUUCCCCGUCGUUUGGACGAGAACAAAUUGACAAACGUGGGAAGGGACUGGACAAUUUUACCUUUACGACCGAAGACAUCGAAAGCUUCAAGAAAGAUCACCAGAUAUAUCAGAAUUUUCGCAAAGACGUCGAGCUGGAGCUUCAGUCUAUCCAUGGUGCCACCCUUACUGGACAUCCAAUGCAGCUCGGAGGACAGGAGCUAUUCGCAGAGAACAUGAAGCGGCGUUUGGCAAAUAAGCCUGAACUGAUUGAUGAAUUACUUCCUUCAUUUCCGCCCGCGUGUCGUCGACUCACUCCAGGUCCCGGGUAUCUAGAGGCGUUGACAGAUGACAAGGUAGACCUUAUCACGUCGGACAUUAUCAAGGUAGACGAAACCGGGAUAAUCACCGCAGAUGGUCAGCACCGCCCUAUCGACAUGCUUGUAUGUGCCACUGGCUUUGACACAUCAUAUACUCCCCGGUUUGUGAUCAAAGGCCGAGGUGUCACCCUCUCGGAACGAUGGAAAGAAACCCCAGAGACGUAUCUCUCGAUCGCGACCGAUGGGUUCCCGAACUAUUUCAUUUCCCUCGGACCUAAUGCGGGACUAGGCGAGGGAAACCUUCUGGUCCUCAUCGAGAGAGCGUUAGAUUAUGUCACAGAAUGUGUGGGUAAAAUGCAGCGGGACAAUAUCCGCGCUAUGAGUGUCCAUCCGGAGGCAGUCAAGCGUUUCACACAAUACUGCAAUCAAUAUUUUGCGGGAACUGUAUUCAGCAGUAAAUGUCGCAGCUGGUAUAAGGGUGGGACUGAGAAUGGUCGGGUCACCGCUCUCUGGCCAGGUUCUUCCCUGCACUCCAUGAAGGCGUUGGCAAAUCCCCGAUGGGAGGACUUUGAGUACUGGUAUGUGAAUAAUAAUGCUUCUGGUUGGAUUGGGGAUGGUUGGACAGAGAAUGAGAAGCAGAACAAGAUCAAUGUGAAUUACUUGGACGAUAACGAGGUCGAUUUUCCUCCAAUCCACGCCGCUGGAUAA